AUGCGUCUUUUGGGUCUCGGAAUAGCUCGUGAAUCUGACGUGAAUCUCUAUUUUCGUUCAGGAGAAGAGAUGUCUGAUUAUGACAAAUAUGCUGAACAAUUGCGACAUCCAGAUAACCCAAUUGUCUUCAUGGAAAUGACAGCGGGCGGAGCGCCGCUUGGAACGAUAGUGAUGGAGCUGUUUGCUGACGUCACACCAAGAACCGCUGAAAACUUCCGUCAGUUCUGUACAGGAGAAUUCCGUAAAGAUGGUGUUCCUGUUGGCUACAAAAACAGCCAAUUUCAUCGAGUGAUAAAGGAUUUUAUGAUCCAGGGAGGAGACUUUGUGAAUGGAGAUGGAACGGGAAUGAUGAGCAUAUACGGUGCAAAAUUCCGUGACGAGAACUUUGAACUGCAGCAUAAUGGACCUGGAAUUCUCUCCAUGGCGAAUGCGGGCACUGAUACAAACGGAUGCCAGUUUUUCAUAACAUGUGCUAAAACGGACUUCUUGGAUGGAAAACAUGUAGUGUUUGGACGAGUUCUCGAUGGGUUAUUAACCGUGCGGAAAAUCGAAAAUGUUCAAACAGGUGCGAAUAAUAAGCCGAAGAUUCCAAUCCUUGUUGCACAAUGCGGGCAGUUAUAG
Messenger RNA from Necator americanus (New World hookworm), 621 nucleotides. RefSeq lists its product as uncharacterized. The record is from RefSeq and is a predicted model, not a curated record. Lineage: Eukaryota; Metazoa; Nematoda; Chromadorea; Rhabditida; Ancylostomatidae. The coding region runs from base 1 to 621 and encodes 206 amino acids. The transcript has 6 exons. Gene Ontology annotation, molecular function: peptidyl-prolyl cis-trans isomerase activity. Gene Ontology annotation, cellular component: intracellular membrane-bounded organelle. Gene Ontology annotation, biological process: protein folding; protein peptidyl-prolyl isomerization.